This is a messenger RNA of Leptosomus discolor (cuckoo roller), 1052 nucleotides long. Lineage: Eukaryota; Metazoa; Chordata; Aves; Leptosomiformes; Leptosomidae. The record is from RefSeq and is a predicted model, not a curated record.
UUGGGGCUGGGCACAAGACCCUGACGCAGGCGCCACAACAGUGUGACACCCAGCCUGUGCCGUGCUUGGCUUCUCACAGGGGCUUCAGCUAUGUGGACCUGGUGGAGGGGCUGCGGGACGGGCGCUUUUAUGCCCUGAAGCGCAUCCUGUGCCAUGACAAGGAGGACCGCCAGGCCGCCCUGCACGAGGUGGAGAUGCAUGGCCUCUUUGACCACCCCAACAUCCUGCGCCUGGUGGCCCACUGCAUGGUGGAGAAGGGCACCAAGCACGAAGCCUGGCUCCUCCUGCCCUACGUGAAGGGGGGGACCCUCUGGAGCGAGGUGCAAGCACUGCGGGAGAAAGGGACCUUCAUGCCGGAGCAGCGGAUCCUCCUCAUCCUCCAUGGCAUCUGCUGCGGGCUGCAAGCCAUCCACAGCAAGGGCUAUGCGCACAGGGAUCUCAAGCCCACCAACGUGCUGCUGGAUGAAGAUGAUCGGCCUGUGCUGAUGGACCUGGGCUCAAUGAACCAAGCUCGCAUCGAAGUCAACAGCCCUCGGAAGGCCAUGGCUGUGCAGGACUGGGCUGCCCAGCGCUGCACCAUCUCGUACCGUGCCCCCGAGCUUUUCACGGUGCCGAGCCAGUGUGUCAUAGACGAGCGCACAGAUAUCUGGUCCCUAGGCUGUGUGCUGUACUGCAUGAUGUUUGGGGAGGGCCCCUAUGACGCCAUCUUCCAGAAGGGCGACAGCGUGGCUCUGGCAGUGCAGAACCCCAUUGUCGUGCCCACCACGACCAGGUAUUCGGCUGCCUUGCAGCGCCUGCUCUUGUCCAUGAUGACGCUGAACCCCCAGGCGCGCCCCAGCAUACAUGACAUCCCCCAGGAGGAUGCUGUAGGACCCGACCCCAGGGUGAUGGCCACCACGGUCCCGCAGCUCUGCACCCCAGGAAAGUCACUCAUGACCAAGGGCAGAGCUGCGGUCCGGGUCCCGGUGCGGUGCUGGAGCAAGGUGGUGGGGGGACCCAGCGCCCUCUCCGCCGCUGCGCUCGGCACCGACAUUGCCUUGUGUUUGGAGUAA